GCUUUACCGUGAUUGUACUCCCUCGGCCACCGUAGUGCAAACACGUGUGAAGCUGUUUGCUAUGUUCUGUUCCUCUGUCGUACGCUUGUAAAAUACUGCUUAAAUACACACUGUAACGGCGUCGUACAUUGCAUGCCUCCCGUGGUUGACGUGUUCCCGUGUCGUUUAGUGAAGAAGGAUAUGUUAUCAUGAGUGACAGCGACGAUGAUGUGCCUCAGCUCUCCGCGGCGACGCUCGCGGCUCUGCAGGAGUUCUACGCCGAGAGUGGAAGCACGGGACCGGAACAAAACUCCAUCAGGACCGACAAGUUCUGUGUUGGUGCUGUAGAGGAAGACUGGCGCAUGAGUCAGUUCUGGUACAGUGAAGACACGGCCACACGGUUAGCAGAGGAAGUCAUGCAGCAGGCUGGACAACAUGGCAGGAUAGCUUGUAUAAGUGCACCAAGUGUGUAUCAGAAGCUGAAACAGUUGGACAGCGUGUCUGCUGUUUUGCUGGAGUUUGACCGACGUUUCGCAGCAUAUGGAGAUGAGUUUGUGUUUUAUGAUUACAACAACCCUCUGUGCCUGCCUGAGGAUCUCCUUCCUCAGAGCUUUGACAUCGUCAUCGCAGAUCCUCCGUAUCUGUCUGAAGAGUGUCUCAGCAAGGUGGCGCUCACCAUUAAAUACCUCACUAAGGGAAAAAUCCUGCUCUGCACAGGAGCUAUUAUGGAGGAGCCUGCUGGGAAACUUAUGGAUCUGAAGAUAUGCAGUUUUUUACCAAAACACAAUCACAAUCUGGCCAAUGAGUUCCGCUGCUACGUUAACUAUGAAUCAAGCCUUCUCUCAUGAAAAAGGCUUUCAACCUGACAACAUUUGAACAUUGUUUUUUCUCCCAUGAAACAUCAGAUCAUGUGGAACAAUGAAUGCUCUCACUCCAAAUGUUGCACAGCAAGAUCCAGAUAUUACAGCGGAGCAUUUGGCCCUUCAUCUGAGCUCUGUGAUCAGUCUUUGAUUAUGCUUUGGCUGACUUGCAUUGUCAGUUGCACACUCAGCCUUCAGGCAUAGAAUUGAAGCAAACAAUUUAAGACAGUUUAACUUUGUUUCAAUGCAUAAAAUGGGCUAGAAGUGAAUUUUUGAAAUGCGUUUAUAUAUAAUAUACAAUGCACUAGACUUUUGCGUUGUCAGUGUUGUCGUUGGUGGUUUGAAUAAAGUAAUCAUAGGAAACUGACAAAGUCGAGCUACAUAA
This is a messenger RNA of Cyprinus carpio (common carp), 1224 nucleotides long. Its product is annotated as EEF1A lysine methyltransferase 1. Gene Ontology annotation, molecular function: protein-lysine N-methyltransferase activity; nucleic acid binding. The record is from RefSeq and is a predicted model, not a curated record. NCBI's taxonomy places the organism in Eukaryota, Metazoa, Chordata, Actinopteri, Cypriniformes, Cyprinidae. Gene Ontology annotation, biological process: methylation.